UAUUGAUAUCAAUUAUCAAUGCACCAGCUUGUCGGGUUGUGGUUGUAGUAAGUUGUCGACUGUCGUCAUCAUUUCCCAUUAUCACGCCUCACGCGGUUGCGGUCCGUUAUUACUCGUUGCUCUUUAGCCGCUUUGCCCGCCAGCCCCGCCGUGCUUACGCAGAUCCGUCGAGUGUCGACCGACCAGACUUUGAGUUCUGCUCGCUUGCUUCCGACCCGUGGUCGUCCCGGAAGUUCAUCGUCGUCCCAACACACGCCAUGCCGCCCCUGGCUGCCGCCGCAAGACCGCUACCCGAAGAAGACGUCAAACUACCCGGCAUCAACGCAGUCCUGCUCGGGCCACCGGGUUCGGGCAAGGGGACGCAGGCGCCAAAGCUGUUGCAGAAAUUUUACUCAUGUCACCUGUCCACAGGAGACAUGUUGCGCUCCGAAGUGGCCUCCGGGUCGGAACUGGGUCAGAAGGUGAAACAAGUCAUAGAAUCAGGUAACCUGGUCAGUGAUAGUCUUGUUGUUGAUUUGAUUGAUCGAAAUUUAGAUAGACCAGAGUGUAGACAAGGAUUCUUAUUAGACGGUUUUCCAAGAACAGUACCUCAAGCUGAAAAACUGGACAAUCUUCUAGAAAAACGGAAAACACAGUUAGACUCUGUGAUCGAGUUUAACAUUAGUGACAGUUUAUUGGUACGCCGUAUAACAGGGCGUUUGAUUCACCCUGCCAGCGGCCGAUCUUAUCACGAUGAGUUCCAUCCACCAAAAGUUAAUAUGACAGAUGAUAUAACUGGUGAGUCAUUGAUUCGUCGUGCGGAUGAUAAUGUGGAUGCUCUGAAAAAGCGUCUUGAAUCAUAUCAUAAACAAACAUCUCCAUUGAUAGAUUAUUAUCAGAAAAAAGGAAUUCAUUCUAAGGUUGAUGCCUCUAAGAGUUCUGAUGAAGUUUUCAAAAUGGUAGAAAAUAUAUUUUUGCGUUGUUCAAGUUCAGCCAAUAAAGACAGAGUAAUAUUUGUUUGAAUCAUUCCAAUUUUGAAUUUUAAUGUUUGAUGUUUUCAAAAUGUUGAAUGUACAAAAUCAUACAGUUUUCCAUUUUCUCAAUAAUUUUAAGAACUAUAAUUCUAAUAAAAUGAUCUGAAAUUGUAAA
Metopolophium dirhodum (rose-grain aphid) is the source of this 1128-nucleotide messenger RNA. It is a transcript of the gene Ak2, whose product is annotated as adenylate kinase. Bases 258 to 1001 code for a protein of 247 amino acids. The transcript is spliced from 6 exons. Gene Ontology annotation, cellular component: mitochondrion; cytoplasm. Gene Ontology annotation, biological process: ADP biosynthetic process. Gene Ontology annotation, molecular function: ATP binding; AMP kinase activity. The record is from RefSeq and is a predicted model, not a curated record. NCBI's taxonomy places the organism in Eukaryota, Metazoa, Arthropoda, Insecta, Hemiptera, Aphididae.